Lodderomyces jiufengensis is the source of this 462-nucleotide messenger RNA. RefSeq lists its product as uncharacterized. The transcript has a single exon. Gene Ontology annotation, biological process: mitochondrial proton-transporting ATP synthase complex assembly. Lineage: Eukaryota; Fungi; Ascomycota; Pichiomycetes; Serinales; Debaryomycetaceae. Gene Ontology annotation, cellular component: mitochondrial matrix. The coding region runs from base 1 to 462 and encodes 153 amino acids. The record is from RefSeq and is a predicted model, not a curated record.
AUGUCAAUAAGCUCAAAAUCAAUACCAACUUUCAAACAAAUAUACAGAAACAUAUCACAAGAAUUACUCACAUAUGAAAACAAAUCAAUAGCACAAAAAUCCAAAUCAGAGAAUAAAAAAUUAACAACAUAUUAUAAUUAUUUAAAACAAAAUGCAAUCAAAAAUGGUAAAAAACAAGAAAUAGAAGAUCUUAAUAAUAAAUUAAAAUCAUUAGAAUCUAACAAUUCACCCACAAAAAACACUCAAUUAAAAGAUUUAAAUUUAUUACAUAAUAUAAUUGAUGAUAAAUUAGGUAUAAAUAAUUCUUAUGAAUUAAAUAAUUUAAAUAAUGUAUAUACUUAUUUAAAAAGUCAAAGAGAAUAUUUUGAUUUAUUAAUUAGAUAUAAUCCAGGAUUAUUUAUGGAUCAACAAGAAAAUGUUCAAAAAUCUGCUAAUAGAGUUGGAUUAGAUGUUCCACAGUAA